GUGCUCUGAGCUGGGGAACAAAGUGAUGUUCGGUCACAGCUUGGACUCAGCUAUCCUGGAGGUCUUUUCCGACCUGAUUGCGUUAUUCUUCCCCCGGUGACGAGUGGUUUUCACCCGGCUCCUGCCGCAAGUGGCAUUCCGGCCACUGGCACGUCUUUGGCAGUGCUUUUGGGAAGUUGUUGCUGCUUUUCUGUUCAUUCUGGGUGGAGAAGCAGCCUUGUUCGUGCAUUGCCAUGGAUGACUGCUGCUUUCCUGUGCUUCCCUAGCUGCUGAAGCCACCAGGAUUCAGUGAUGGAGGCUUUACUGGAAGGAAUGCAGAGAAAUGAGCAGGGGAGUGGCGGGUUCCUGACCUCCUGUGAGGCCGAGCUGCAGGAGCUGAUGAAGCAGAUCGACAUCAUGGUGGCUCACAAGAAGUCUGAGUGGGAAGGGCAGACGCAGGCUUUGGAAGCUUGUCUGAGUGCUCGGGAGCAGGAGCUUUCCUCUGCCAGGGCUGCUCUACAGGAGAAACAGAAGGAGGUUGGUGUGUUGCGGCGCCAGGUCGAAGAGGUGGAAAAAUCCAAGCAGGCCAUGGUUAGAGAGUAUGAACAACAGCUGAAGGCGUUCCAAGAGGAGUUGUCCCGGCUGAGGAGGAGCUAUGAGAAGCUGCAGAAGAAAAAAGCAAGGGGAGGCAGAGGAGAUGCUAACAAGGGACAAGGAGAAGAUGAGUUUGAAUUGAGCAGACUGACCAGGAAGCUGGAGGAGUUCCGACAGAAAUCACUCGAGUGGGAGAAGCAGCGCCUGCGGUACCAGCAGCAGGUUGCAUCGCUGGAGGCUCAGCGCAAGGCCUUGGCAGAGCACUCCGAGCUCGUGCAGACCCAGCUUGCCAAUCGGAAGCAGAUCCUGGACUCGGUGGAGCUGGCCAGCCACUCGGAAAUCCAGCACUUAACCAGCAAGCUGGAGAGGGCCAAUGACACCAUCAGCGCCAAUCAGCUGGAGGUGGAGAGGCUAAACAUGAGAGUGGAUGACCUGAGCAAGAACAACCACCAGAUUCUGGCAGAUCAGCAAAGAGUGCAAGAGGAAUUGAGGCAGUCCAAGAAAAUGGUAGAGGUGCUGCAGGAUGAGAAGAGGGAACUGAAAACCACCUUGCAGUCUCAGGAAGAUUUCAUUGACAGCUCCAAGCUGCAGCAGGAACAGUUACAGAAAGAGCUGGCCAGGAUGACUGAAACUCUUCACACAAAGGAAUUCCUCAUCAGGGCCCUGGAGGAACGCUUGCAAGGGCAGCAGUUGCCUUCUCCGGAGCUGGAGCACUUGCUGCUGCAGCUGGAUGUUGCCCAGAAGAAAGAACAGCACUUGCAUUCGGAGGUGACUCGUCUUGAGAACAGCCUGGUGUCUUCAAAUGCGAGGUGUGUGCAGCUGAGGGAGGAACUGGGUGAGAAUAUCAAAGAACUGCAGUCCAUGGUAGACCACCAGACUGAGUCAAAGGCAGAGAUUAAAAAGCUCAGAGAGCAGCUCUCUCAUGCUGAACAGACCCACAGCAGUGAGCUGGAAGGGAUGAAAAGGGAGAUCUCCAGGCUGACACAGGAGCUGCACCAGCGGGACAUCACCAUCGCAUCGGCAAGCGGCUCCACAUCAGACCUGGAACAGCGGCUGAGGGCAGAGGUUGAAAGAGCAGAGAGGAACGCAGUGGAGCACAGGGUAGUUCUGGUCCAGCUGGAAACCUUGAGGCUGGAAAACCGUCAUCUCUCAGAGAAGCUGGAAAAAACCAAGUGUGGUAUGCUGGAGGGAAAAGAUGUGACCCUGAAAGCACUGAAGGAGGAUUGUGCUGUGGAGCUGCACAGGCUCAAGUCUGAGAACCAGCAGCUGCGGAAGGACCUUGCAGAGGCCCGGGCGAAGCUGGAGGUCAGCGCAUGGCUCAGCCCAGGUGAACCCCAGGGCACAGCCCAGCAGGAGCCAGGCAAAGAGCCCCAGGCCAGGGGUGUGCAGCACAGGACAGUUCAGGGAGCACAGCACAUGCACGAUGAACAAGCAGCCAGGAUACAUCUCCAGCCUGAUGGGACUGCUCAGCAUCAUCACAGGGAGCCCCAGAGAUGUGGGGCUGCUGAAACGGGACCUAUGUCCCCCGAGGUGGGUGAGUCACCCUCCCAGACCAGCAUGGAGAACUGCCAGGAGUCACCUGCCUUGCUGGGAGUGGAGCCUUCUCUCCAUGUGGUGGAUGGAAACAAAGAUUUUGCAGAUGAAGCAUCCAAGCAGCCUGUCUCAAAUCAUCAAAGAGAAUCUGUGCCUUUGUGCCCCUUGCCUACAGGUUCUGUUGGAUCAAUAGCUGCAAGAUACCUGGAAGAGGAAGAAGUGAGAUCCCAGCACAUCCUGGAAUGUCUGAAUGCUCACAUUGAGGAACUGAAAAAAGAGAGUGCAAAGAUAGUGAGACGGUUUGAACAGCAGGAGUGAUGUUUCUUGUGGAAUUGGAAUGCUGGAAUAUGUGAUUCCAAACUGUGACUGAGGUGGUGCCUAUAAACCACUUGCCAUCAGAAUCUCUGAGAGGCCAUGUCUCCCACUUGGAGCUGAAUCAGCAGGAUGGGAGCUGAGGGAGAGGAGCUCCUCUCUAACGUGUUUGUUCUGGUGAAAGAUAUUACACCACAAACAUUUUAGUUAGCUUGGUAGGUCAGAGACCUGCACCAGAGCUCACAAAGACUUUGGUGUUUUUAAAAAGCAAACCACUUGCUAAUUUUUAUGUAAAGUAUUUAAAGUAUAUUUUGUACAUGUAAAAGCUUUGAAAUAAACCAGAAU
Messenger RNA from Empidonax traillii (willow flycatcher), 2763 nucleotides. It is a transcript of the gene CEP63, whose product is annotated as centrosomal protein 63. The transcript has 15 exons. The coding region runs from base 292 to 2424 and encodes 710 amino acids. Gene Ontology annotation, cellular component: centriole. Gene Ontology annotation, biological process: de novo centriole assembly involved in multi-ciliated epithelial cell differentiation; centriole replication. Lineage: Eukaryota; Metazoa; Chordata; Aves; Passeriformes; Tyrannidae. The record is from RefSeq and is a predicted model, not a curated record.